AUGUCCCAACCCGACGAGAAAAAGUCUUUCGACGACGAUGUCAAGUCCGGUUCUGACAUCCCUCAAGCUGCACUCGUAACAGAGGUUUACAAUUCAGACUUGAAGGCGGCCAUGGCGAAAAGCCAGUUGAAGGGGUUCAGCCGUCGGAGCUUAAUGCUCUACUUCAUCGUCAUGGUUGGGUUUCUCAACGCUGUUUCGAGCGGUUUCGACGGAAGCCUUAUGAGUGGGAUCAACGCGAUGCCCCAAUACCUCGACCAUUUUCACUAUGAAUCUGUCGGAAAGUCAACGGGAAUCGUCUUCAUGAUAUACGUUACGGGAAACUGCGCUGGUGCACUUGUUGCUGGGCCAGCCACUGAAAUAUGGGGUCGUCGAGGGGGCAUGUUCAUCGGUGGCUUCUUUAUCCUAGUUGGCUCGGUGGUCAGCGUAACAGCGCAAACAAGAGAAGCCUUCAUUGGUGGCCGGUUUGUCCUUGGGUUUGGUAUCGCGAUUUCUACAACUGCAGCGCCAACAUGGGUUACCGAACUUGCACCACCUCAAUGGCGCGGUCGACUGGGUGCCCUCUACAACUCAUGCUUCUUCAUCGGAAGUAUGCCCGCAACGGGCUCGAUGGUGGGCACUCAAAUGAUUGGGAGUACCUGGGCAUGGCGCCUGCCCCUUCUUCUGCAAAUCGGCCCGCCUCUUAUCGUCAUGUCCUGUGUCUGGUUCUGUCCAGAGUCGCCACGUUGGCUCAUUUCACGUGGUCGCACUGAAGAAGCCCGCCAAAUUCUCAUCGACUACCAUUCCAACGACGGCAAGAUGAACGCGAUAAUUGAGCUCGAGAUGGCCGAAUUUCAACGCCAGAUUGCCGUCCAACGCGAGGCUCCAUUCUGGGACUACAGUGCUCUUUAUAACACCCGCAACCAUCGAUGGCGGAUGGUCUGUCUUUCGUUGAUGUGUGUGAACGGACAACUUGCGGGCAACGGUCUCAUCACCUACUUCCUAACCGUUAUGAUGAAGAAUGCAGGGGUUACUUCACCACAUACACAACUGGUCUACAACUUCGCCAACUCGAUCUUGUCGGCCUUCGGUGCAUUUUUGGGUGCAGCUCUUACUGACAAGAUUGGUCGGCGGCGGCGUCUCUAUUGUGGCUCUUUCGUGUUGGCUUGCCUCCUGGCUACUGUUGCAGCCUUAUCAUCGAAAUACGGCAAGCCUGGAAAUAAGGACGUCAACGGCGCCAACGCCUCGAUUGCGUUCAUCUUCCUCUUUGGGAUCGUCUAUGCCUUCACCUACACACCUUUACAGGCGUUAUAUUGCGCGGAAGUUAUGAGCCAGGAAAUGCGGGCCAAGGGUAUGGCAAUCCAUAUUCUCAUCUCUAACAUUGCUGGCUUCAUCAACACCUUCGGCAACUCUGUCGGCCUCCAGAAGCUUGGCUGGAAGUACUACUUCGUAUUUGUUGGCUGGGACAUUGUCGCCUCUGGCCUGUGGUACCUCUUUGGUGUGGAGACUAACGGCCGAACCCUUGAACAACUGGACGAAAUCUUCGAUGCACCAUGGCCCGCACGGGCAAGCACGAGGAAGGUCGCCGUUAAACUGAAUGAGAAUGGGACUGUGGAUGUCGUUGGGAACGAAAAGUGA
Molecule: messenger RNA, 1614 nt
Organism: Mycena indigotica
Lineage: Eukaryota; Fungi; Basidiomycota; Agaricomycetes; Agaricales; Mycenaceae
Product: General substrate transporter
Exons: 13
Coding region: 1-1614 (537 amino acids)
Biological process (GO): transmembrane transport; carbohydrate transport
Cellular component (GO): membrane
Molecular function (GO): carbohydrate:proton symporter activity
Source: RefSeq, a predicted model, not a curated record